This is a messenger RNA of Haliotis rufescens (red abalone), 5238 nucleotides long. Its product is annotated as one cut domain family member 2-like. Gene Ontology annotation, molecular function: DNA-binding transcription factor activity, RNA polymerase II-specific; RNA polymerase II cis-regulatory region sequence-specific DNA binding. Lineage: Eukaryota; Metazoa; Mollusca; Gastropoda; Lepetellida; Haliotidae. The coding region runs from base 164 to 1555 and encodes 463 amino acids. The transcript is spliced from 3 exons. The record is from RefSeq and is a predicted model, not a curated record. Gene Ontology annotation, biological process: regulation of transcription by RNA polymerase II. Gene Ontology annotation, cellular component: nucleus.
UCUAAACAUGGCGGAUCGACCAAGGCUUGGAGAUUAUUGUCAGUUCCCCAGCGUACGUAAAUAGCCCCCUAAACAGACCAGCCAACCAGCAGAUCGCUAGCAAAGGUUACAAUAAGUGACAGUUUAUCAUUCUUUAUUGUUCGAUCGGUUGUUGAUCGUAGGAAUGACGAUGGAAAACAUGGGGGAGCUCCCAACGAGUGAUCAACAAAUCAGCGAUUCGUCGUCUGUCAGCACAACCGCGGCGCCCGCCAGUAGUAGCACAGCCAGCGAGACCGAGUACGUGAGUAACCCCGAGUUGUCCGUCUCGCCUACUAGUAUAUCCCGGGCAGACGCCAUUCCAGUCAGUGUCAGCGGCAUGAUAGACAGCAGUGAGUUCCGCUCCCAAAUGGGGGAGGCUACCUACCAUACCCUCAAUGGUAGGAUGUCCCCCAACUAUAGUCCUACCAACAGCUACGCAACGCUCACCCCUCUUCAGCCGCUACCGCCGAUCUCAACUGUUUCAGACAAAUUCAGUCAUGUUCCUUCGUCAAAUGUCAGUGGAAGUUUUACCUUGAUGCCUCAGAAUAAUGGGAUCGGGAUGGACAUGAGCCCAUACCGCUACGACAAGAUCAGUAUGGGCAUGAACAUGGGCCCAUCUCUUGGUGCCACGCCAAUGACCAUGAUGAGCAAUAACUACCAACAAGGUCUUGGAUACGGGUAUGGACAAAACGGCAUUGGUUCGCCUAAACCCGAAAGCAAAAUGCAUGUUUCGCCUACUUUUGAUUCACCGUAUUCCUCCACACCAAUUCGGAUUGACCCUGUGUCUGCCCGUCUUCAUUCUCCAAAUCCAAUGAUGUCCCCCAUGAAUGGUCUGCAUGGGUCAGCACCAACUCCUUCUCCACACAGUGAAAGUCCACAGCGAGACCGACUGGGGCCAGGAUGUGAAUCUCCUAAUAAGCAACAAGAAGUUGAAGAAAUAAACACAAAAGAGUUGGCACAAAGAAUAAGUAGCGAAUUGAAGCGCUACAGCAUACCACAAGCAGUUUUUGCACAGAGGGUACUAUGUCGGAGUCAAGGGACUUUGAGCGACUUGUUGAGAAACCCCAAACCUUGGAGCAAACUCAAGUCUGGACGGGAAACAUUCAGAAGGAUGUGGAAAUGGUUACAAGAACCCGAAUUUCAAAGAAUGUCAGCUCUUCGGUUAGCAGGUACAGCCUCCUCACAGCCCUAUCACACCCAAACUUACCCCGGCCAAGGUCCUGGCCAGCAGCCACGCUUCUCGCAAGCAUGCAAGAGGAAAGAGGCAGAGCAAGAAAAGCCGCCCGAGGAAAAUCGACCUCCAAAAAAACCUCGACUGGUGUUCACAGAUAUUCAACGCCGUACGCUUCAUGCAAUAUUUAAGGAAACAAAACGUCCGUCGAAGGAGAUGCAAGCUACUAUUGCACAGCAACUUGGACUUGAAGUAAGCACAGUAGCCAACUUCUUCAUGAAUGCCCGACGCAGGUCUUUGGAUAAGUGGCAAGACGAUAACGGGAACAACAACCGUGAAAGUGCGAGUUCGUGUACGAAGAGUUAACCAUGUAUGUCACAAUUGUGGAUCUCCUUGCUCGCUCUCAUAGAUUCAUACAUCAGAGCCGGGACUACUUUUCUCGUCAUCAUGACCUCAGAAGUGUCAUUGUCGUUGUCCUAUAGCCAUGCUCGAUGCAAUCCAAAGACCAACCGACAUGUUUAGUUUGUUAUUGCUAUUUAAGUUGUAUUUUUGCUUCGUUUUCAACAUUCCAUCAGCUGUUGAUUAUGUAAAUUAUUUAAUUUAAUAUUGACCCUAAUUUAAAUUAUUGUUUCUCUUAACAAAUCAGGUAUUGCAGACUCUAAGUCCUAGCCAAAUUUUUAUAUUUAUUUAUUUAUCAUAUACCGAAAGGUAUCUGGUUUUAACCUCUGAUUUAAAAAAAAGACAUGGUCCAAGACCAUACACAUUAUUACCACUGAAGAUCCAUCCUAUGUGCUUCAUAUUUUGUUUUGGCUAUUGCUAAUCUAUUUACCAAUCGCUUUACUAUUAUCGUUUGCAAGUUGUUUUGGAUGACAAAUCAGUUAUUAUGCCCAUGGAGUUGAUACAUAUUGCGACGUGUAGGUCAUUCGGAGACAUAUCAUAUCUCAAUUCAUAUUUGUAUGGAGCCAAGAGAGGUUUUAUACCCAUUUUCAUCAUUCCAUUGAACUAGUCAUUUCAUUGCGCCUCCCUAUUACCUGUCUUAUUGUAUAGUUCGUUAGUGUCUAACGAGCUCUGUGGAAACAAAGACUUUUUGCGGAAUCGCAAUGAGGUUCAGAUAAUGUGCAAUAUUUUUCACAUUUAUAGUGUAGAUAAUCAUGAUAAAUUAAUUUUUUAGUUAUUUUUUUGUGGUUGAUUUUGUUGAAAUUGUGUUCUGAUUUUCAGUAUUUGUCAGAUUGUGCUCAUUGUAUUGUUAUGAUCAUCAAAGUAUUUUUUGGUCAUUUUGAUCAAGAUGAUAAUGUGCGAGUGGAAUCUUAUAUAUCAUUUAUGUUUUAUAGACAUUUUAUGAAAUCCAUGACCAAGGUUUGCGUAUUACGAAAAAAUCUCAGUCCAGCGAUGGUUACUUCGAGUGUUAAGCGAAAUAGGGACAAAAUAACACCAUGGUGCUAAAUCUAGAUCAUUUCUUUUUUCUCUAAGCAAUAGGAAGAAUCUUGUGACAUGAUAUCGGUUCAAAACAAUUAAGCUCAUGUAUCUUAUAAAAUCCAUUCCAUGACUUUUUCCAUUCCACCUAUAUAUUUACUGAGACUCGAAGCAAUCAUCUCAACAGUAUAGAACAUUGUUAAUUUCAUGUACAGUGUAUUUGAAGUUAUGUAAAAAAAAUCUGCACCAGUUUCGGUGAAAAUUUGAAUCCCCAGAGGGCCGAGGUGUAUUUCUUUGUUGUAUACUAAGUUAUUUAUUUAUUUAUUCCAUGUCACAUGAUCGUUUGUCAGCUGGAAACUACGUGAUAGGUGUUUCCAAGGUCCAUGCAAUAAAUAUACAUAUUCAUCGAUUCAACCCCACUAUUCAGGGUCCAAUAUGUACAUAGAAAGCGUCUCAGUUUCUAUUAAGUGUAUGUUUUCUGUACGGUUGUUUUGAUGCAUUUAUAAAUAAAUAUAUAAUAUAUAAACUGUCUCGUGCUGUUCUAGCCCGCUGCUGUAGCUAAUAACUGCACCAGUAGAAACCAUUGAGAUGUGUACAUUGGUAUGAAUCUCCAUGUAAUUGUCUCUCUGUAGUUCAUGAGAACAUGUAUGUUUGACCCUUGUAUAGCUGGAAAUCUGAUAGUUAGACGAUCUGAUGCCAUCUGAAUUCACCCAGAUGCCAAUACUAUCAUGAAUGAACAAAAAACAUUUUUUGUAACAAAACGUUUUUUUCAACAAGAAAAAUAUAAGAUACGUCCUUACGAGGAUGCGUCCAUUGUGUUGUCAUGGCAACGAGGAGGCAUGCCCCGUUGAGAGGGUCUCCCUGCCUGCGUCUGAGUUGUGUUAGCUGUAGCAGUGUUUGUUUUGUGUGAGACUGGGCCUGCUCUGGCAACUAUGGAGAGUGGACAAAAGGACACAUUAUAUCGGUGGAACAUCACACCAGGCAGUGUGGGAACAUACCAGAUGCUGGUGUACGUACAUGUGGAACUCGUAAUGGCUGGGUUCUUGCACAGUGCCGCGGUGCGACUCGACAGUGCUUGAGUAUUCGCUGCAGUGAUCCAUCUGUGAGGGUGUCCACUGCGCCAUCUUGACAAACUUUGGCAUUGCCAGAAAACAUAUCGCCUUCCUGUGGUAUUUAUUUGCUAUGUGUAGCAGCUUUAGUUUGCUGAUUGUUUGUCCAUGACAAAUCCAUUUACCAUAUCAUCCUGUCCUAAAUGAUAUAGGGUAUUACUCUGGGUUCAUAUAUUUUAAUGUGAAAUUGUUAUAUUUUUGUGGAUAGGGCACGAACAUGUUUAAUGUUAAUGAAUGUUUGAUUUAUUGUUAAAAGAACAUUUUAUCAAAUUGGUUUAUGAAGUUGGUUUAGAUGAAGAUGCUUUAGAAUCUCAUUAAGUGAAGAUCUGAGAUUUCUUUAAACGUAUGAUGAACAAAGUUAUAUUUAUUUCAUAACUUAUACGCUAUAAGUGCUACUUCUUGAAUCAAGAAUUCUGAAGCUUUUGUAUCUCUUCUGUGCAAAGGUCACAUAUGAUUUAAAACUAUGUCAUGAGGCCUUUUUUUCCAAAUUUACCAUUCAGCGUUCAUAUCAUUCCCCUAAGUGUUAAUACCGUAGACCAUAAGGCAGCAUUUAAAUAGUGGACGGUUUUCUCUGCAAUGUCGGUAUAGGUUUGUAUAACUCAUAUGGAAGCAGUGUUACUUAAGUGUACAUGACUCUCAAUUUUGUGUUGAUUAUUUAGAAGGGAGUCAUUACGAAGAAAAAACAUCGGAACUUGUACAUAUUCAAACAUUCCGCAGUCUGAAAAAAUAAUUGAAAUUUUUCAUUUAAUCUUAAUUGUUAUGAAAACUGAGCAAGAUUUCUUUUUUUAUUGGAAAUGUUCAAAAUUGGUGUUAAGAUAUUAAUUUUGUGAGUUUGAAUAUGGACAUGUAAUUUGAUGGUUUUUGGCAAUAUAUGCAAUGUCUCCCUUUCGUGAUGUGUGUAAACAAUUCAACUGGUGCAUUACGAAUUUCAUACCGUACUGGUUGUCAAGCUGUGUGUGCUAAGUUCUAAUUUAUCAUUUAUGAUGUAUAGGGAAUUUAAUGUAACAUGAAUUAGCCAAUCAAGUUUAAAUUAAGCCGCAGGUAACUGCAGCAACUAGUCAUGAACCUUGAUUUUUGUCAAAACAAUGGAUUAUUGUGCAAUACAAUCGUUUGUCCGUCGUUUGUAUUUCUACAUAAAGCGUGUGAACUUUUGUGGUGCAAUUUAACCUCUCAAGCAAAACCAGCUGCGACAAUUUUAGAUGGGUUGAGUAGUUUAUCCAACCUUAUUUUUAGACUGUUUUUGUUAAGCUUUUUUGCUUUGUAGUAUAGACCAUGACUCGUCAACCAUUUUGAGACGAAGUCGUAGCAUGCAGCAGCGUUCUGAUUGGUCAAUCAGAGGCAGCAGUGCAGCAGCAAUUUGUAAGCGAAGGUAGCCCAUGUUUGGUAUAUAACUACCUUCCCCCAAACCACUGUACUAUAGUAUGUUGUUAUUGUGCUGAUCAAUGUGACCAUCUCACAGAUAUGCAACAGGACCUAGAAACUACUGUCUGUAUGAUAAUACAAAUAAUAAAAUAGGCACCAAGCUCA